AUGUCCUUACUCGAUGAGUUUUUUGCCGAUGUUGCCGAUUCUUCGGAUACUGCCCACUCGGUUUCAUCGACCACCACUAACGCCUCAUCGGCUUCGGUGAGUGGAGCUGCUUUUUCAAAUGGAUCAAGAAUUUUUAAUCAUCAUCAAACUACAACAACAACCAAUCAAGCCAUGAGUGCAACGGCAUCAACACUUGUUCUCGGAGGAUCAUCCUCGUCUCUCUUACAUCCACCACCAACACCCACUUCAGCAUUGUCAUCCUCUUCUGCAACAACGAGUGGAAAUCUCAUGUUGUUUCAUCCACAAAUUCAUCAUGGCAAUUCAUCACAAUUAUCCAUGAUGCUUGAUGAUGAUGGUGCUUCAACAACAACGGAUGAGGCCUCAAGCUCUGGGGCACCUCUUCAUUUGAACAGUUUAAAUCAAAGCUCUCAGAAUAGAUUUCAUCAGGAUCAUGACGCACUCUCAACGACUUCAUCAAUGAGCACUUUCUCGUCGGGAUCACACAGCCAUUUUGUUCCUGAUAUUACCAACACUGCAGCAAGUACUGGAACAACAUCAUCAAUACCUAACAUUCAUGCUUUGUCUUUAAAAAACAUAAUUCCCACCACUCCAUCAAUAACGAGUUUUUCUGCACUGUUACAGGAUGAAACCUUCAAUCGUCACAUGUUCAAAAUUAAAGAAUUCACCAAAACAGAAGGAAGAGUUUUGAAAACUGGAGCUUCAUUACAGGAGGACGAGGAAUAUCCAUAUAUUUUAGCUAGUAAUUCAUAUAUUCUUACCAUUGAUCAAGAAAUUGAUAGUUUAUUUAUUCAGUUGAAAGGAUUUUAUGCUGAAAAGUUUAAAGAUUUGGAAAAUAACGUGACGGAUCCUGUAAAUUAUGUACAAACAGUAUUAAGAAUUGGAAAUGGAGUACCUUUGGUAGCUCCAAGAGGAACAAGUUCUACAUUUUCAGAUAUUGACUUGAGUGAUUUAUUGCCACCCUCCACGAUCAUGAUUUUAAAGGUUACAGCUGCAAACGAAGGAACUUUUACUGUUUCCCUCAGUGAGGAUAAGUGGAGAAAAAUUGAACAAUUAUGUAGAGACAUUCUACAUCUUGAUGAAGCAAAGGAGACCAUUUUGGACUAUGUUUCCAUGAGAAUGGCAUAUGUAGCUCCAAAUUUGAGCGCCCUUGUAGGCACAAGAAUUGCAGCUCAACUGAUUGGUGCAGCUGGAGGUAUUUUAUCCUUGUCACAAACAUCGGCUGAUGUUCUCCAAUGUCUAGGACGAGAUAAGAAGAAACUCGAGGGCUUAUCAUCGAACACAUUUAUGAGCAUGUUACCCAAGCGAAAAGCCAACACUGUUGGGGACUCCCAGGAUAUUCCUGUUCAACUAAUUUCAUAUAAUGCAAGUGAUUUUUCUCACAUGAGGCAUACUGGUUUUGUAGGUUUGUGUGAUUUAGUAAUGGAGCACACACCUCCGCGUGAAAAAUUGCGAAAGAAAGUUUCUCGAGUGGUGGCCACAAAAUGUGCCCUUGCAGCUCGAAUUGAUAGCUGCAAUUCUUCAAAAGAUGGAUCUGAAGGGCAAAAGCUUCGAGAGGAUGUUCUUGCGUUUAUCAAAAAGCUCAUGGAGCCACCAAAAAGAAAAGAAGAUAAGCCACUUCCAGCACCAGAUGCCAUCAAGAAAACUCAUAGAGGUGGUAAAAAAUCAGCCUUAGAAAAAGAGUUGUCACGAACUUCAGAGCUGAGAAAGAAAUAUGAGAGAUUGGAAUUUGGUACGGAAGGAACAGAUGACUCGUAUAUUGGUGACGGCUCAGGUACUAUGCUCAUGAAGGAGGGAGCGAAAGGUCUCGGUCAAUCCCUUCGAUUAAAGAAUGCCAUUCUCUCUGCCGGUAAAAAGUAUGAGAGCAAGAACAAGAAGAAGGAAAAACAAACCAGCAGAACACCUCUAGGCACCUCUUCCAGUGCUGGAACCUCUGUUUCAGAGUCUGCAGCUUUCUUUGAUGGUAUUAGCACCUUGUCCAGCACUUCGAUAUUCAAAAGUGGUACAGCUACACAAAUUAUCAGAACAGGUACAGCCACAUCAAUGGCAAUUAAUGACAAAAAUGAAAUGGAGCUUCUGAAUCCAAGUCUCAUCGAAGAAAAGAAGAAGAAUGAGAAGAAAAAGACAAGUUACUUUUCAGCCGAGACAAAAUUCAAGAAGAUUGACACCUCAAUGGCGCCACCAACUGUUGCAAAAAAGAAGUGA
Molecule: messenger RNA, 2223 nt
Organism: Naegleria fowleri
Lineage: Eukaryota; Heterolobosea; Eutetramitea; Acrasida; Naegleriidae
Exons: 1
Coding region: 1-2223 (740 amino acids)
Biological process (GO): mRNA splicing, via spliceosome; spliceosomal tri-snRNP complex assembly
Cellular component (GO): precatalytic spliceosome; U4 snRNP; U4/U6 x U5 tri-snRNP complex
Source: RefSeq, a predicted model, not a curated record